Molecule: messenger RNA, 3473 nt
Organism: Phacochoerus africanus (Common warthog)
Lineage: Eukaryota; Metazoa; Chordata; Mammalia; Artiodactyla; Suidae
Gene: SAMD11
Product: sterile alpha motif domain containing 11
Exons: 14
Coding region: 430-2982 (850 amino acids)
Biological process (GO): positive regulation of transcription by RNA polymerase II
Molecular function (GO): protein binding; RNA polymerase II cis-regulatory region sequence-specific DNA binding; DNA-binding transcription activator activity, RNA polymerase II-specific
Source: RefSeq, a predicted model, not a curated record
CGGGGCGGGGCGGGGCGGGGGCCUGGGACCCUCAGGCUGGGCGGGGCACGGAGCCAGAGGCUCCACAACUCCUCACGGCCCCGCCUGGCCCGGUGGGCUCACCAGCGAGCGGGACGCCGUGCCGCCCCAGGGAGCGCAAGUACAGGUGCCCCGCCGCCCCGUUGGAGCCUCAUGGCCCUGGAAUUGCGGCGUUCGGCAGGUCGAUCAGGGAUCAAUAGCAGCUCCGGCAGCAUCAUGUCUCAGGCAGCAGAGGCCCUGCCAGACAGCCAGGCAGCGGUCCGAGGUGGCCCAGCUGGGGCACAGUAGAGGGGAGGGCGGGUGCGCGGCCAGGAGCCUCCCAGGCCCCCGCCCUCGAGACCCAACUCCAGCCCGGGCCGGAACAAGUUGCACCGGUGGCGGAGAGUGAGGCUGCAGGACCACUGGCCCGCCAUGCCGGCGGUCAAGAAGGAGCUACCCGGCCGGGAAGACCUCGCCCUGGCUCUCGCCACUUUCCACCCAACACUGGCUGCGCUGCCACUGCCGCCGCUGCCGGGCUACCUGGCGCCACUGCCAGCGGCAGCCGCCCUGCCCCCGAUCGCCUCGCUACCCGCCGCGACCGCGGGCUACGAGGCGCUGUUGCCCCCUCCGCUCCGCGCAUCGCGCGCCUACCUGAGCCUGCACGAGGCCGCCCCGCACCUCCACCUGCCCCGAGACCCUCUAACCCUCGAGCGCUUCGCGGCCACUGCGGCCGCGGCACCGGAUUUCCAGCCGCUGCUGGACAACGGCGAGCCGUGCAUCGAGGUGGAGUGCGGCGCCAACCGCGCUCUGCUCUACGUGCGCAAACUCUGCCAGGGCAGCAAGGGUCCGUCCAUCCGCCACCGCGGCGAGUGGCUCACACCCAACGAGUUCCAGUUCGUCAGCGGCCGCGAGACGGCCAAAGACUGGAAGCGCAGCAUCCGCCACAAAGGGAAAAGUCUGAAGACGCUUAUGUCCAAGGGGAUCCUGCAGGUGCAUCCUCCGAUCUGCGACUGUCCAGGCUGUCGAAUAUCCUCCCCGGUGAACCGGGGCCGGCUGGCAGACAAGAGGACAGUGGCCCUGCCCCCAGCCCGGGUCCUGAAGAAGGAGUUGACCCCCAGCUUCUCAGCCAGUGAUGGCGACAGCGACGGCAGUGGCCCAACCUGUGGGCAGCGGCUGGGCCUGAAGCAGGAGGAUGACCCGCACGUCCAUAUCAUGAAGAGAAGAGUCCACACCCACUGGGACGUGAACAUCUCCUUCCGAGAGACAUCCUGCAGCCAGGACAGCGACCUUCCCACCCUCAUAUCCAGCGUGCAUCGCAGCCGCCACCUCGUUAUGCCCGAGCAUCAGAGCCGCUGUGAAUUCCAGAGAGGCAGUGUGGAGAUAGGCCUGGGAGCCGCAGGUGACCUGCUGGGCAAGAGGCUGGGCCGCUCGACCCGCAUCACCAGUGACUGCCCUUUGGAGAAGAAGGCCCGAAGCAAGUCCCCCCAAGAGACUCUCCUGCUUCCGGAAUUAGGGCCCAGCAUGGCCCCCGAGGAUCACUACCGCCGGCUGGUGUCCGCCCUGAGUGAGGCCAGCAACUUUGAGGACCCUCAGCGUCUCUAUCACCUGGGCCUCCCCAGCCACGAUCUCCUGAGGGUUCGGCAGGAGGUGGCAGCAGCAGCUGUGAGGAGCCCCAGUGGCCUAGAAAUCCACCUGCCCUCAUCCUCACCAGGUCAACGUCGGAAGCAGGGCCUGGCUCAGCACCGAGACAGCACCACCUCAGCUGGCACCUCAUCCUUCUCAGAGAGGGAGCUGUCGCAGCCGCCCCCCUUGCUGUCGCCCCAGAAUGCCCCCCACAUCGCCCUGGGCCCCCACCUCAGGCCCCCCUUUUUGGGGGUGCCCUCGGCCCUGUGCCAGACCCCAGGUUACGGCUUCCUGCCCCCUGCCCAGGCAGAGAUGCUCGCUCGGCAGCAGGAGCUUCUGCGGAAGCAGAACCUGGCCCGGCUGGAGAUGUCAGCAGAGCUGCUGCGCCAGAAGGAGCUGGAGAGCGCACACCGGACACAGCUGCUGGGCUCCGAAGCCACCCUGCGCCCGCCCGAGGGUGCCGAGGAGCUGCAGCGGCGCGGGGCCAUGCUGGUGCUGAGACACAGCUCCGCGCCGCUGCUGGCCCUGCCUCCCCAGGGACCCCCCGGCCCAGGCCCCCCGACCCCGCCCCCGCCCCGGGAGCCUGCCCACCGAGCUCCUCGGAAGGGGGCCUCCAGUCCUGCCUCAACCCGGCCAAGUGAGCCCAAGGAGAACACAGGGGCAGGGAUCUGGGCACAAGACGGUUCUGAAGAUGAGCCCCCCAAGGACUUGGACGGAGAAGACCCUGAGAUGGUGGCUGCUGGAGGCCAGGGCCCCACGUCAGGCCAAGCCCCAACUGGAGGGAUCCGCUCUGAGGGGAAGGGGCUUCUCUCAGGAUCCAUGCUGCCCCCUCCCCUGCCCCUGGGCUUCCCCUAUGCUGUCAGCCCCUACUUCCACACAGGCACCGUGGGGGGCCUCUUCAUGGAUGGGGAGGAGGCCACAGCCCCUGAGGACGUCAGCAAGUGGACAGUGGACGAUGUCUGCAGCUUUGUGGGGGGCCUGUCCGGCUGUGGAGAAUAUGCACCGGUCUUCAGAGAACAGGGGAUUGAUGGGGAGACCUUGCCCCUGCUGACAGAGGAGCACCUCCUGACCACCAUGGGGCUGAAGCUGGGGCCUGCUCUCAAGAUCCGGGCCCAGGUGGCCAAGCGCCUGGGCCGUGUCUUCUACAUGGCCAGCUUCCCUGUGGCUCUGCCGCUGCAGCCACCAACGCUGCGGGCUCCUGAUCGGGAGCUCACUUCAGGGGAGCGGCCCCUGUCCCCGACAAUGGCCCCCUCCCCCUAUGGGGGGACCCACCCCCCUGUUGGCCGAGCCUCACCCAAGCAAGAGAACGGAAGCAUGGCUCUGCUCCCAGGGGCCACAGACCCCUCUCAGCCUCUGUGUUGAGCCAGUGUCAAACCCCAACCCUUUGGCACCAGCUGCUCCAGUGCAAAGGCCCCCUCCCCCCACAGCUUAUUUUCCUUUCGGUUUUAAAUGCAAAAACACAAUUGUUAAAAGGAAAACACAGGACUAAAGAGGAAAGGAAUGAGUUUCCAGAGAGACUCGGGGGUGACUAUAGAGCCUGGUGUGGGUGGCCUGGCGACCCGAAUCUGGGAAGCUGCAGAUAAACCAAAGACGAAGGAGGCCCACAGGGCACCUCACGCCACACCAGCUGAGCCCACCGGCUCCCCCUGGAAGCAUGCCUGCUCUGCAUCCUGACCUCCAGUGGAGCCCCCGCUCCAGAUCAGCUUCCGGCUCACCCACCACCACAGGGUGCGGCAAGCAGGCUCCAUGGCACUGGUUUACACCCCCAUGGCCGCCACGUGAGGAGCUGGAACAGCACUUGGUACUUUCUGGUCUUUUAUGUUGUAAAAAAAUAAAGCCCUGUCCCCAUCUAC